CUCUCCAAUUUGAGCUCCUCUUCAACAUAAGUACGUCCACCAGAGUGCGAGACACCGAUCAAUUCAGUAGCACUUUCAGAAUCCAGAUACACAUACACCAACUACCGGUGUCUAGCUAGCUUCCUUGCUUACUAGUUUGCUGCAUAUCUCCAUGGAGUGCCAGAACGGACACGUUGCUGCCACCAGCGAUGGCCUGUGCGUGGCGCAGCCGGCCCGGGCCGAUCCUCUGAACUGGGGGAAGGCAGCUGAGGAGCUGUCCGGGAGCCAUUUGGAUGCCGUGAAACGGAUGGUGGAGGAGUACCGCAGGCCCGUGGUGACCAUGGAGGGCGCCAGCCUGACCAUCGCCAUGGUUGCCGCGGUGGCUGCAGGCGCCAAGACCAGGGUAGAGCUUGACGAGUCCGCCCGCGGACGCGUCAAAGAGAGCAGCGACUGGGUAAUGAACAGCAUGGCCAACGGUACGGACAGCUACGGUGUCACCACCGGCUUCGGUGCCACCUCCCACCGGAGGACCAAGGAGGGCGGCGCUCUGCAGAGAGAGCUCAUCAGAUUCCUUAACGCGGGAGCCUUCGGCACCGGCAGCGAUGGCCACGUUCUGCCUGCUGCGACAACCAGGGCAGCCAUGCUUGUCCGUGUCAACACUCUGCUCCAAGGGUACUCUGGCAUCCGCUUUGAAAUCCUUGAGACAAUCGCCACCCUUCUCAACGCCAACGUGACACCAUGUCUCCCGCUCCGGGGGACCAUCACCGCAUCUGGUGACCUCGUCCCACUAUCCUACAUUGCGGGUCUUGUGACCGGCCGCCCGAACUCUGUAGCGACAGCUCCAGAUGGUAGCAAGGUUAACGCAGCAGAGGCAUUCAAGAUUGCCGGCAUCCACCAUGGCUUCUUCGAGCUGCAGCCCAAGGAAGGACUUGCCAUGGUCAACGGCACCGCCGUGGGUUCCGGGCUCGCAUCCAUGGUUCUCUUCGAAGCUAACAUCCUUGGUGUCCUUGCUGAGGUUCUUUCAGCCGUGUUCUGUGAGGUGAUGAAUGGCAAGCCAGAAUACACCGACCACCUCACACACAAGCUGAAGCACCACCCGGGCCAGAUCGAGGCCGCGGCCAUCAUGGAGCACAUCCUUGAAGGCAGCUCCUACAUGAUGCUCGCAAAGAAGCUCGGCGAGCUUGACCCGCUGAUGAAGCCGAAGCAAGAUAGGUAUGCACUCCGCACAUCACCGCAAUGGCUUGGCCCUCAGAUUGAGGUCAUCCGUGCCGCUACCAAGUCGAUUGAGCGCGAGAUCAACUCCGUCAACGACAACCCACUCAUCGACGUCUCCCGCGGCAAAGCAAUCCAUGGUGGCAACUUCCAGGGCACGCCCAUCGGUGUGUCGAUGGACAACACCAGGCUUGCCAUUGCUGCCAUCGGCAAGCUCAUGUUUGCCCAGUUCUCGGAGCUGGUGAACGAUUUCUACAACAACGGUUUGCCUUCCAAUCUCUCUGGUGGGCGCAACCCGAGCUUGGACUAUGGCUUCAAGGGUGCUGAGAUUGCUAUGGCCUCGUACUGCUCCGAGCUCCAGUUCUUGGGCAACCCUGUGACUAACCAUGUUCAGAGCGCCGAGCAGCACAACCAAGACGUCAACUCUCUCGGCCUCAUCUCUUCCAGGAAGACCGCUGAGGCGAUUGACAUUUUGAAGCUCAUGUCCUCGACAUUCAUGGUCGCCUUGUGCCAAGCUAUAGACCUCCGCCACAUCGAGGAGAAUGUCAAGAAUGCCGUCAAGAACUGUGUGAAGACGGUGGCUAGGAAGACCCUGAGCACCAAUGACAGUGGGCAUCUCCACAAUGCACGCUUCUGCGAGAAGGACCUGCUGCUGACGAUCGACCGUGAGGCGGUGUUCGCCUACGCAGACGACCCUUGCAGCGCCAACUACCCACUGAUGCAGAAGAUGCGUGCAGUUCUCGUGGAGCACGCCUUGGCCAAUGGUGAGGCCGAGCGGGAUGUGCAUACGUCAGUGUUCGCCAAGCUCGCCACAUUUGAGCAGGAGCUCCGUGCGGUGCUUCCAAGGGAGGUCGAGUCUGCCCGGUGCGCCGUGGAGAAUGGCACCGCCACGCAGCAGAACCGCAUCAGCGAAUGCCGGUCAUACCCGCUUUAUCGCUUCGUGCGCAAGGAGCUCGGGACUGAGUACUUGACGGGAGAGAAGACGAGGUCUCCUGGUGAAGAGGUGGACAAGGUGUUUGUUGCUAUGAACCAGGGUAAGCACAUCGACGCGCUGCUUGAGUGCCUCAAGGAGUGGAACGGUGAGCCCCUGCCUAUCUGCUGAAGAAUGGCUCAAGGAACUCAAGAAUAGAGUUCUUGAGAAUUCAGAUGGCGUCCAGCUCUCGUGUACUAUAUGAAAAUUUUAUUUCCGGAUAUAUGUUUGCAGCGUUCUUCCAGAGCUGCAGUGCCAGUUGGAAAAGAUAAUUGCAUGACUUGGUAGUGGUGUUUAGUCUAGAAAUUUUCUAUGAUGUUAGUUAGUAAAAGGGUACACUUUGUGAAAAAUAUACAUAAUUAUUGCAC
This is a messenger RNA of Lolium rigidum, 2529 nucleotides long. RefSeq names its product phenylalanine ammonia-lyase-like. The transcript is spliced from 2 exons. NCBI's taxonomy places the organism in Eukaryota, Viridiplantae, Streptophyta, Magnoliopsida, Poales, Poaceae. Gene Ontology annotation, biological process: L-phenylalanine catabolic process. Gene Ontology annotation, molecular function: ammonia-lyase activity. Bases 152 to 2293 code for a protein of 713 amino acids. The record is from RefSeq and is a predicted model, not a curated record. Gene Ontology annotation, cellular component: cytoplasm.